AUGAAAAGUAAAGCCGCAAAACCGAAGGUGGUAGUCUGUGAAGCUGAAGGUGAUAAAUCAGUGAAAUCGAAGGUAGUAAAAGUGAUUUUGAACGAAAUGCAAGAUAUAGAAAGAAUGGUGGGAAUAGCAUUAAUUAUAAAAGUGACUGAAAAACACAUACCUGAUGACCAAAUGAUAAAUCUAGAAGCUGUUGAAAGUGAUAUGGAUAUUAGACACAUAAAUUUUGAUGGAUGA
Molecule: messenger RNA, 234 nt
Organism: Racocetra fulgida
Lineage: Eukaryota; Fungi; Glomeromycota; Glomeromycetes; Diversisporales; Gigasporaceae
Source: the annotation of a GenBank genome assembly